AUGAAAAUUCUAAAUCCAGUAGAAUGGUCAUGCAAAAAAGAAGAUUUGUUAAAAUUUGAUUAUAAAGAACUGCAAACAUUAUUAAAUCAUUUUAAAUCACCAAAAACUAUUAAUAAACAAAUCCUUUUACCAUUAAUAGAAUUUGAUUCUUGUAUAAUUGAAUG
Messenger RNA from Cetraspora pellucida, 164 nucleotides. The record is from the annotation of a GenBank genome assembly. Lineage: Eukaryota; Fungi; Glomeromycota; Glomeromycetes; Diversisporales; Gigasporaceae.